This is a messenger RNA of Daldinia caldariorum, 915 nucleotides long. Its product is annotated as carbonic anhydrase. The record is from RefSeq and is a predicted model, not a curated record. The coding region runs from base 1 to 915 and encodes 304 amino acids. NCBI's taxonomy places the organism in Eukaryota, Fungi, Ascomycota, Sordariomycetes, Xylariales, Hypoxylaceae. Gene Ontology annotation, molecular function: zinc ion binding; carbonate dehydratase activity. The transcript has 2 exons.
AUGUCUUCCGCUAUUUCUCGAUUUUUCCUCCUAGCCGCGUCUGUGACGCCGGUAUUGGGGUUCUGCGGUGCGCAUACACAUCUCGACCGAAGAUCAGAAGGAGAGGAGGUGCCAGUCUCGAAAUUUGGUUAUACAGGUACCAUAGGGCCUCUUCUAUGGACUCAGCUAGACACUGCCGCCAAUGGACUAUGCUCGACAGGCACCAACCAGUCACCGAUUAAUAUGGUCGACGGACAAUUUAAGCUCGUCUCAGCGUGCGAUGUUGAGUUAAAUAUCCCCGACGCUCGGGAGGGCGCAACCUUUGAGAACCUUGGGUCGACAGUGGAGGUUGUGAUGAAAGAUGUUGGAGGCACAUUCGUCCUCGAGGGAAAGAACUACACAUUAGAGCAAUUCCAUUUCCAUCACCCUAGCGAGCAUCUCGACGAUGGCGUCAGCAUGCCGAUGGAAAUGCACAUGGUUUUCACCACGGAGGCGAAGGAAAUUGCCGUGAUUGGUGUCUACGUCGACCUUAUAGAUUCCCCAACAGUUCUUCAGCUCCAUCUUCACCCCCGAAGCGCCCCAUCAACCUUGCUCGAAACCGUCUUCUCUUCCAUUGGAGACAUUGCAACUCCCGGUACCUCGACAAAGACCAAGCCCCUAGUCAUGUCGGAAUUGGUUACGCAGCUCAAGACCGGUAGCUUCAAGCGGUAUUCUGGCUCACUCACCACCCCGCCCUGCUCCGAGGGUGUCGCCUGGUCCGUGGCAACUGAGAAGCUUCGUUUAUCCAAGACCACGUUUCAGGCUGUGCGUGAUGUUGUUGGAUACAACUCCCGAUAUCCUCAGAACAAUCUUGGCGAAGAGAACUUGCUUGCCAUGGCCUCGGGUGCUAAGGCUCCUGCGAAUUCCACUGCAGCCCGAAGACGGUGGGCUAUGUAA